AUGUCGUCGAUCGCGACGCAACGUCUGAUGGCCGAACGCAAAGCGUGGCGGAAAGACCGACCUUUUGGCUUUACCGCCGGGCCGACGAAAGAAGUAGCAUCAGAAACAACGACAACAACAACAUCAGGAGGAGAUAAAGGAGGAAACAAUGUGAAUUUCUUCAAAUGGAAAGCGUUGAUUCCAGGACCGAGAGAUACCAUCUGGGACCAAGGGUUUUACCCGGUCACGUUAGAGUUCAACAAAGAGUACCCGGUGAAACCACCGAAAGUGAAAUUUCCGGAAGGGUUUUACCACCCGAACGUGUAUCCGAGCGGAACCGUGUGUUUGUCCAUCUUGAACGAAGAAGAGAAUUGGUCGCCCUCUAUUACGGUGAAACAAAUACUUUUAGGCGUUCAGGAUUUAUUGAAAACGCCAAACCCUUUGUCACCGGCACAGUCGCCGGCGUACGUGAUGUACACGCAAGAUCGGACGGAGUAUAACAGAUUAGUGAAAGAACAGAGUAAAAAGUAUCCAGCUCCGAUUUGA
This is a messenger RNA of Bathycoccus prasinos, 525 nucleotides long. RefSeq lists its product with no specific name. The coding region runs from base 1 to 525 and encodes 174 amino acids. Gene Ontology annotation, cellular component: nucleus. The transcript has a single exon. Gene Ontology annotation, molecular function: SUMO conjugating enzyme activity. NCBI's taxonomy places the organism in Eukaryota, Viridiplantae, Chlorophyta, Mamiellophyceae, Mamiellales, Bathycoccaceae. The record is from RefSeq and is a predicted model, not a curated record. Gene Ontology annotation, biological process: protein sumoylation.